Venustampulla echinocandica is the source of this 2970-nucleotide messenger RNA. RefSeq lists its product as uncharacterized. The coding region runs from base 1 to 2970 and encodes 989 amino acids. Gene Ontology annotation, biological process: diterpenoid biosynthetic process. Gene Ontology annotation, molecular function: terpene synthase activity; magnesium ion binding. The transcript has 4 exons. Lineage: Eukaryota; Fungi; Ascomycota; Leotiomycetes; Helotiales; Pleuroascaceae. The record is from RefSeq and is a predicted model, not a curated record.
AUGUCUUCCUCAAACUACAGUAUACUUGGUAGCCAAUACAAUGAUGCCCAAGAUGCUCUUUUGACGAUCAGCGCUCUAGCCAACGAGUCCAAUAGACCGUGUGGAAGUGGUUCCAUGUCUCCUUCAAUAUAUGAUACGGCCUGGCUUGCGAUGAUAUCUCAGGAUAUCGACGGAGAAACAUGCUGGACUUUCCCAGAAUGUUUUCAAUACUUGCUGGAAACACAACUCGAAUCGGGUGGAUGGGUUUCAUAUGCUUCACAGGUCGACGGAAUCUUGAACACCAUGGGAGCACUCCUUGCUUUGCUUAAACACAGCACAACUUUGUCUCCGUCCCCUCGCUCGCCAGCCCCUUGGAAUAGUGAACUGCGCAUUUCAAACGCCAAGCAGAAUCUUCAGAGCCAGCUUCAACAAUGGGAUGUAGAUGUUUGUGACCAUGUGGGGUUUGAAUAUCUUGUCCCUGCCCUCAUGACAAUGCUAGAAUGUUACGACAUAAGCUUCUCGUUCCCUGGGAAGGAGCUACUUCUAGAGUUAAACCAAAUGAAAAUGGCAAAAUUUAGGCCAGAGCUAUUCUAUGGGUCUUUGCAAACCACUGCUUUGCACUCAUUAGAAGCGUUCAUAGGGAAAAUAGACUUUGAUCGCAUCGGCCAUCAGAAAUGCCUCGGCAGCAUCAUGGCAUCACCAGCGUCUACGGCAGCAUACUUGAUGGGAUGUUCUACCUGGGAUCAAGAAGCGGAGUCAUAUCUCAGAUCCGUCAUAACGGGAGGCACAGGAAGGGGUAAUGGUGGUGUUGCCUGUGCUUUUCCCACAACCAUAUUUGAAGUGACAUGGGUUCUUUCUGCUCUCCUCAGUGCCGGCUUCACCGUUGAUGAGUUAGGGGUAUACAACGUUAAAAGAUUAUCUGGUAUUAUUGAGAAGGAAUUUCAAGAUAGAAAUGGCAUUGUUGGAUUUGCGCCCCAAUUAAUCCCCGACGCGGACGACACUGCCAAAACCAUCCUAACACUUAAUCUUCUGGGUCGCCCAACUAGCCCAGACGGAAUGAUUGCCAAUUUCGAAGCCACCUCACACUUCAGAACGUACCCAGGGGAGCGGAAUGCAAGUUUCAGUGCAAACUGCAAUGUCCUCAAUGCACUGCUUCAUGUCGAGAACCCUGGUCAAUACACCAAGCAAAUUUCAAAGACCACCAUCUUUCUCUGCAAAUCUUGGAUGGCUGGAAAUAUCACUGAUAAAUGGAACCUUUGCCAUCAGUACCCAAUGAUGCUCCUAGCACAAACCUUUAGGAAAUUGAUCAUUCUAUGGGAUCAAGGAACCCUGCCAGAGCUACCGGAGCAGCUUAUAACCGACCAAGUCUUAUUAGUCCUCUUUCAAAUAUUGUACAAAACCUUAGCUCGGCAAAAUCCGGAUGGCUCCUGGGGAAAGAACGUAUCAUGUGAGGAAACUGCCUAUGCUUUGCUUACUCUGGUCGACUCUUCCCUAUUUCAAUGGACGGCAUGUCUCGAUGAGCAUGUUGGCAACGCAAUCAAACUGGGACGUGACUUCUUAGUCAAAUCUCGCCACGAGUGGGAGAAUGCAAGCUAUACUUGGAUUGAAAAAGUUAGCUAUAGCUCCAGCGUCUUGUCCAAAACUUACUCCAUCGCGGCCUGCAAAGCGGCAAAUGAUUAUUCCACGAUAUCUUAUCAAUGCACUUCAAAGGUUCAAAGUCUGGUUCAGAGUUCAAAGGCCAAAGUCACCAAGUUUGCUAGCUUUUUCUCUCGAAUUCCAUUGUUGGAAAGCGAACCAAAAUGGAAGUUACAAUCGUCUAUCAUAGAGGGAUCUCUCUUCCUUCCACGUCUCCGUCGCAUUCGUUUGGAGGUGUUUCCUCGGAAGGAUAUGGAGGAAGACAAGUACCUAGAAUAUAUCCCGUUUACCUGGACCGCAUGCAAUAACAAAGACGGCGGUCCCCUCGAGGCGGACCUAUUGUGGGAUAUGAUGGUGAUAUCGAUGCUCAACUAUCAAGCAGAUGAGUUUAUGGAAACAAUCGAGGAUAUCCAAUCUCCAGACACUCAAGCAAUCAUCAAAGAUCUGAUCCAUAACUUGGAUGUUCUUCCUAGGGAGGAAUCUCCCUCCGGGUCCACAACGAGCGGGGAUGAGACAUCGGAGUCUAGUGAUGUUGAACAAACUUCCAUUUCAAGCAAAGCCACAUCGUGCGAGUCCUACAGCCCCUGUCCCGAAAAGGACGUUUAUCAGCGCCCACCUGUUAUGGCCUCGACAGAAGCAACUCUUCGAAAGUUUUCCAACCAUGUAAUGCAACAUCCACGUAUCAUCACCGCCUCGCCUGCAUCCCUCGCACACCUUUCAAACCAACUACGAAGAUUCCUUCUCGCACACUUAGAUCACUGUGCUGACAAUGCGAUUUUGGCUCAGCAGCCACCAAACCUCUCGAUACCGGUGUUCCCAGCCAAAGUUACCUUUUACGACUGGAUGCAAAACACGUCUGCGGUAGACACCUCUUGCCCGUACUCAUUUGCUUGGUUGGUCUGUCGAACCGGGCAUAAAAACGGGCCUCCCCCAACAGCGGUGGCUAGUUACCUACAACAAGAUCUUGCUAACCACUUGGCCGCUAUGUGCCGAAUGUAUAACGAUUAUGGAUCCUUGGCGCGAGACAUAGCAGAGUCGAAUGUGAACAGCUUGAAUUUUCCCGAGUUCCAAGUUUCCGAAUCGAGGAACCCCGACAAGCACGAGACCGUUAAUAGGAUUAAAGGCAGGAGUAAGACAGAAGAUGCUGAAGCGAUGAGAAGAAAGAAAGAACUAAUGGAGCUGGCCGAGUACGAACGGUCAUGCGUCGUGGCUGCAAAGGAGCGGUUGAUCCCACUCGUGAGCAAACGCGUGGGAGAAGCAUUGGGUGUGUUAAUUAAUGUAACGGAUUUGUACGGCCAGAUUUAUGUGGCUCGAGAUAUUGCGAGUCGGAUGCGCCGAGAUGCUUUGGGGUCAUGA